UCCAAAGCCAUUUCAUUAGUCUCUCUCACUCUCCCUUUUUCUCCUUCUUAUCUCCCUAUCCCCAGAAAGUCAGAUCGUCAUCACCACAGAUUUUCAUUCUGAUAAGACGAGCUUAAGUUAUGAGUUGCAAUGGGAUGGCCUUCUUCCCUGCCAAUUUUAUGUUACAAACUCAACAUGAAGAAGAGCACCUGCCUCCAACACCUCUGAACCCUGUUCUUCCCUCGUGCUCACCUCAAGACUUCCAUGGUGUUGCGUCGUUUCUAAGAAGGAGAUCCAUGUCAUUUUCAGGUGUGGACGUCUGUGAAGAAACAAAUGGGGAAGAUGAUUUAUCUGAUGAUGGGUCACAGGUGGGAGAGAAGAAGAGGAGGCUUAACAUGGAACAGGUGAAGACUCUUGAGAAGAACUUUGAAUUGGGUAACAAGCUUGAGCCUGAGAGAAAAAUGCAACUCGCUAGAGCUCUUGGUCUGCAACCAAGACAGAUUGCUAUAUGGUUUCAGAACAGAAGAGCUAGGUGGAAGACCAAGCAAUUGGAGAAAGACUACGAUCUCCUCAAAAGACAGUUCGAAGCAGUUAAGGCAGAUAAUGAAGCCCUCCAAACCCAGAACAAGAAACUUCAAGCCGUGAUAUUGGCUCUGCGAAGUAGAGAACCAACAGAAUCAAUCAACCUCAAUAAAGAAACUGAGGGUUCUUGCAGCAAUAGAAGUGAGAACAGCUCUGACAUCAACUUGGAUAUCUCAAGAACACCAGCAAUCGAUAGUCCUCUAUCAUCCCACCCAAACAGACCACUCUUCCCAUCAUCAUCUAUCAGGCCAGCCGCGACUGUGACCCAAUUCCUCCAAAACUCAUCAAGGUCAGAACUCCAUUGCCAGAAGAUGGAUCAAACUGUUCAAGAUGAGGGGCUCUGCAACAUGUUCUGCAGCAUUGACGAUCAACCCGGAUUAUGGCCGUGGCCGCCGGAGCAGCACCAUUUCCAAUGAAUUUGUUGUCACAAUCGAGAGGGACCCAAUUUGCAUAUGCGGCGGCCGCUUUUGGCCGUGAAUUAAUGAAUGGAGUACAGAGAUUUGUU
This is a messenger RNA of Telopea speciosissima, 1066 nucleotides long. RefSeq names its product homeobox-leucine zipper protein ATHB-13-like. The transcript is spliced from 3 exons. The record is from RefSeq and is a predicted model, not a curated record. Gene Ontology annotation, biological process: positive regulation of DNA-templated transcription. Bases 120 to 977 code for a protein of 285 amino acids. Gene Ontology annotation, cellular component: nucleus. NCBI's taxonomy places the organism in Eukaryota, Viridiplantae, Streptophyta, Magnoliopsida, Proteales, Proteaceae. Gene Ontology annotation, molecular function: DNA-binding transcription factor activity, RNA polymerase II-specific; sequence-specific DNA binding.